AUGCGUCGACUCACGGCGCAGCUUGAUGCUGUGCACGAGGCUUCAAAACAGGAGGUCGCCGAGUUCCUAAUGAGACAUCAAUUAGACAUCGUUGAUGCAGGUCUCGUUGUGCUUAAUCGACUGAAGAAGGCCGUACGAGACUGUGUCGAUGAUGUCUAG
Messenger RNA from Letharia columbiana, 159 nucleotides. RefSeq lists its product as uncharacterized. The coding region runs from base 1 to 159 and encodes 52 amino acids. The transcript has a single exon. NCBI's taxonomy places the organism in Eukaryota, Fungi, Ascomycota, Lecanoromycetes, Lecanorales, Parmeliaceae. The record is from RefSeq and is a predicted model, not a curated record.